AAAGUGCAACUAUUUAUUUAGUUAUGUACUUCACUUCGGUUUUCACUAUCUAAUCAUAUAAAAGGAAAAACAGUCAUCGCAUCAAUCAAAUAACGUUAUAAAUACCAAAUGCAACGUAGAGUGUAGACACAUAAACACGUUCUAAUACUAGUUUUGUUUAGUAACCGAAUAACGAGUGAUUCACCACCAAAGUCGCUGUUACAUAAUUUAAUAAUCCAAUUUAAACACCCAGACGUGAGUUUGCUUCUUCACAAUGGUGCUUUCACUAGAUCGAUGGGUCGGAAAAGUCGCUGUAGUCACAGGUGCAAGUUCUGGAAUAGGUGAGGCGAUUACAGAGUUUCUCGUAGACAAAGGAUUAAUAGUCGCUGGUUUAGCUCGUCGUUCCGAACGCGUCGAAGAAAAAGCUAAACAGCUUUCUGGCAAAAAAGGAAAACUGCAUGCUGUUAAAACCGACAUCACCAAAGAAGAAGACAUCGUGAAUGCGUUCAAAUGGAUUGAAAAAAAUUUGGGUCAUGUCCACAUCCUUAUCAACAAUGCUGGUAUUUCUAAGGAAAAUUUCCUAAGGGAUGGAGAUUCAGCGUCUUGGAAGCAAACUUUCGAUGUGAAUGUUAUGGGAUUGUGCAUUGCAACUCGAGAGGCUGUUAAGAUAAUGUCUGCUAAUAACAUUAAAGGUCAUAUUAUUCAUAUUAACAGCGUCGCAGGUCAUAAAGUGGUGGAUUAUCCCGGGAUUAAUGUCUACACUGCGAGUAAACACGCAGUAACUACUUUGGCGGAAACUCUGAGGCAUGAACUGAAUGCUAUCGAUUCAAAAAUUAAAAUUACCAGUCUCAGUCCUGGAUUAGUCGCCACCGAGAUGACAACUGUCAAUUUUGGUGAGGAGCGUAAAAAGGUGGUAAGCACUUUGCCAAUACUAAAGCCACAAGAUAUUGCGGAAGCUGUGGGAUACGUCUUGUCGACUUCUGAAAAUGUUCAGAUUAACGAAUUGACUAUCACGCCGGUUGGUGAGAAAUUUUAAAUGAAAUAAAAAUCUACUCCUACUUUCCUUUAAUCACACGUUUCAACACAUUUAAACAAUGCUUUAUUUUUAAUGUCAAUAAAUGAUGUUGUACAAAUA
Messenger RNA from Zophobas morio, 1114 nucleotides. Its product is annotated as farnesol dehydrogenase-like. Gene Ontology annotation, molecular function: oxidoreductase activity. The coding region runs from base 254 to 1015 and encodes 253 amino acids. The transcript has 4 exons. The record is from RefSeq and is a predicted model, not a curated record. NCBI's taxonomy places the organism in Eukaryota, Metazoa, Arthropoda, Insecta, Coleoptera, Tenebrionidae.